UGAGAACCUCGAAUGUUCCAACACCACGCGUAACGGUGCGAAAAAUUCAGAAGUUCCGUAGAGCAAACCCAGAAACAUGUCAGUUGCGGACGAGAAGAACGAACUCGUUUCGAACGAAGCGAGACCCGCGACGCGAUCGGAGCGUGCGUACGGACUCUCGCAGCCGCUACUCAAACAACCAUCUUUCGUGUCUAUCGGAGGCCCGAUAUUAGCUAGAACCGCGUCGGAAGGGAGCGUUCUGACACAGCCAGUCGUACGCUCGACCGCGUUCGAUAGCAUCGAAACCGACAGAGCCACGUUCGGAAGCACGAUCGCCGGGCCAAACCAGACGAACUGGGGCUUUGGCGAAAAUUUUAUCUUAAGCAGCACGGUAAAGUCCGCGAUUCUAAACAUAUCGCUGAAACUCGCGAAAGACUCGCGGCUAACCGAGAUCAGCGAACAAGUCGACGAGAUGAAAGAACUGAUCAGAGGCAUGGCUUCUCAGUUAAAAACCCUCGAGGCGGACAAAACACGCAAGAUUACGAGCGAACCGCCGAAAAUGAGAGCCGAGGCAUGGAGCAGGUACCGAUUGCAACGGGGCUACGGUAGUGGUCCAGCAUGAGUUUCAAGGAACUGAGACGAGAGUGCGAAGAGCUGCGAGGAGAAUUGAGGAGACAGCGCCAGAAGGAACGAGAACUCGAAGAGGCCAAAUGCGAGAAAAUGCGGAAAGAAAUCUCCCAGUUGCGACGUUCCAUCACCGAAUGUCGGAAUAACAUCAAACGACUGGAGGCCUCGUCAUCCUCAGAGGAAGCCGAGAGUACCCUGAACAUCGAGUCGCAACGUCAACAAACACCGACUCAAAGCCAAAGCGACCGUGAGACCACUCGGCGGACACACAUCGAAGCAACCUCGAACUCGACAGGACCUGACAGAGCAAUAUUACCUGAGGCUCGAUGGGAGUAUCCAGAUCCAGAGUAUCCUAAACCAAAGAGCGUGACAAAAUCAAGCAUUCCGAAGCCAACGAGGACAACAAGAACAUCGAAACCCAGUCCCAAAGACAGCAGCGACAAGGAGAACGGCGAGCCAGUAGCCGAGAAACCAGCAAGCAAGCUCCGCAUGAAGCCACUGGUAAGGCUGAAACGUCUCGAGAAAAUGCCACAAGAUCGGAACAACAACCAAGCCGACGACAAGGAAAAGCGGAAAAGCCAUCACCGUGACAAGGCAGCCAUCCUGCGGGAGAAACUGGAAACGCUACGAAAAAGGAAAAUAAGAGACGAACGAGCGGCUCGCCUUCGAAAAGAAAAGGAAGAGUACAAGAGAGAGUUGAAGCGACUCGCGAAUCAGCGAUAUCGCAAGAAAGUUGUCGAAAAACUAAAAGCCGCUACCAGAAGACUCUCUCGAACGAUCGCCGACUCGCCUGAAUCGAGUGCCCCCGAAUCUCCGGACCGAUGGCCCGGAAACACGGAGGCAGGUGGGAGUGUGCAACGGCCCACGGUUGCAGGCGAGAGGGAGCCGACGGCCGACCGACGCGCCAAGGACAGCCGAGAGCCGGAAUCGAGGGUCGCCGAAACACACCGACGGCCUAGGAUAGUGGAAGACCGACCGGCGCCAACCAGACCUCGAGAGGAAAGCCGAGGACCAACCGGACCGUGUGAGAAGAGGCUCAACAGCCCGAUGGUCAUCGAUCUGACCGAGGAACUGAAGGAGGAGUAUCCACCGACGACAGGCACCAGUGUCAAGGAGGAACCGAGGGAAGUAGGAUUCUGACGCCGGAAGAGAGCGGACAUGCGCGUACCCGCUCCCGUGAGAUAAGAUUUUGUAACUGCGCGACGUGACAAAGAGCGAGGCGAAGCUGCGGCGGCUGUAAGGAAGACGAAUAAAAGGCUUUCAGUUAAAA
Molecule: messenger RNA, 1876 nt
Organism: Harpegnathos saltator (Jerdon's jumping ant)
Lineage: Eukaryota; Metazoa; Arthropoda; Insecta; Hymenoptera; Formicidae
Product: serine/arginine repetitive matrix protein 1-like
Exons: 2
Coding region: 598-1746 (382 amino acids)
Source: RefSeq, a predicted model, not a curated record